Molecule: messenger RNA, 686 nt
Organism: Colias croceus (clouded yellow)
Lineage: Eukaryota; Metazoa; Arthropoda; Insecta; Lepidoptera; Pieridae
Product: integumentary mucin A.1-like
Exons: 2
Coding region: 29-652 (207 amino acids)
Source: RefSeq, a predicted model, not a curated record
CGAUAAUAUUUGAAAUACGAACAAACAAAUGUCUUCAACAGUCAUCAUCACGUUAUUAAUAAUCAAAUCCUUACACGCAUCAUGGCCGAAUCCAGAAAACGAUACACUUAUAUACAUAGCAAAUCCAGUGGAAGCAGAUUUACCAGGCCACUGGAUGCCUCUGAGCGUCAUGAAGAUAAUCCUCGGAGGAACUACGAAAACCACAGCAAAGAAAUUAAAACAAACGCUAGCAACAACAGUGCCAAUGACAAGACCAACAGUUAAGAUUACAACAGUGAAAAGGUUUGAGGCACUAACGGAGCCUGUUACGUCAACAACAGAAACGUUACCACCUCCUAAAGAAACAGACCCACCAUUAACAACUGAGGCUACAAUUGCAGCUACAACUGAAGCUAUAACUGAAGCUACAACCGAAGUUACAACCGAAACUACAACUGUAGCUCCUCCGCCACCAGCAUCUGAAGAACCUCCACCUCCACCUCCGCCAAUAACCACACCAACUUCUACUACUACUGAAGCAACUACUACUACUACUGAAGCAACAACAACAAAAACAACUACUACUACAACAGUUCCCCCUCCAACAACCAAGAAGGGACCUCCUCGAAAACCAAAACCGGCCACUGAUGGACAUGAAAAUUUACCUAGUUAAAAUAACACAAAGCAAAAAUAAAUUAUCAAAAUUU